Molecule: messenger RNA, 1045 nt
Organism: Hippopotamus amphibius kiboko
Lineage: Eukaryota; Metazoa; Chordata; Mammalia; Artiodactyla; Hippopotamidae
Product: protein FAM107B-like
Exons: 1
Coding region: 36-431 (131 amino acids)
Source: RefSeq, a predicted model, not a curated record
ACCGGAAGGACACGUAUCACAUCCCGAGAAACAUCAUGGCCGAGCCAGACUACAUAGACGAUGACAAUCCCGAGCUAAUUAGGCCUCAGAAACUAGUCAAUCCUGUCAAAACAUCCCGGAACCAUCAAGACCUUCACAGAGAGCUUCUUAUGAAUCAAAAAAGGGGUCUUGCCCCUCAGAAUAAGCCAGAACUGCAGAAAGUGAUGGAAAAGAGAAAACGAGAUCAAGUAAUAAAGCAGAAGGACGAGGAAGCACAAAAGAAGAAGUCUGACUUGGAAAUAGAACUAUUAAAACGGCAACAGAAGUUGGAGAAGCUUGAACUUGAGAAGCAGAAAUUGCAAGAAGAGCAAGAAAAUGCCCCAGAGUUUGUGAAGGUUAAAGGCAAUCUCAGAAGAACAGGCCAAGAAGUGGCUCAAGCUCAGGAGUCAUAGGUCCAGGCUGCAGAGACCACUUACCCAGCCCAGCGCACACGAAAAGCAUGUGCAGGGGCCUCCCCAGCGCUUAACCUCAGGGCCAGAGCCCCUGGAGAGAAUCCCAGCCAGCAGAGAACUGUUACUUUAAGGAGUUUGGUUUUGGUUUUCCUACCAUCCAGGUGGAUCAGUUAUCUGUGACUGUUGCAGUUCCUAUUCGCCAAACGAAAGAUAUUGACCAGCACUUAAGUUGGGAUAAUAGACCUGUGUUCAAAGACUUAAAAAAAUAACAACAACAAGAGAAAAAGGAAGAGGACACUGGAAUAAAUUCUUGAGAGUUGCACUACUUGGUUUUUCUUUCAAUCCAAGUCUAGUGGGGCACAGAGCCUUUUUUCUUUUAAAACCUAAAGAAAACGUGUUUCCUUCUUCCUUUAGUUGCCUAGUCAGUAAUUUAGAUCGCACAGAAAUGCGUUUGAUCUGUUAUAUCCACUGUUUGUAAGUUCUGUUUUCUUGUCUAAUUUACACUUUCACCCAUGUUAACACCGGAGAAUGUUAAUAUUCGUGUUGAAUACAGCGCUUACUUUUGUUGCCAUUAAGAUUCAGAAAUAGAGUGAGGAGAUUUAAAUAUACGGGAA